AUGGGUUCUUCGCCGCCUGCAUCGUCUCCUCUUCCGCCAUCGAGCCGUCGUAGAGACAAGCCCCAGCUGUCCUGUAACCUUUGCCGAAGACGAAAGCUCAAAUGUGAUCGUGGUCUGCCCUGUGAAACAUGUGCUCGUCGUGGACUUUCUCUGUCAUGCACUUAUCCAGCAUCAAUGCCUCUUCAGAGCGGCAAGAGACUGAUUGAUCCAUCGUCCACUGCACUCCAUAAGAGGAUUGCGCAAUUGGAGAAAUUGGUAGUAUCUAUGACAAAUCAGACUGAUGCUACCGGCGCCAAGGAGAAUAAGAAUAGGCCAGAUUCCGAUUUUCCUGAAGAUUCGACUCAACUGCAUGCAAGUUUCGGGAGGAUAGGCUUGGAGAAUACUGAAACCAAUUAUGUUGAGAAUUCACAUUGGACAGCGGUCUUAGACGGGAUUGCAGAGCUGAAAGAUUGCUUUGACGAUAAUCCAGAAGCCGUUGAGCAAGCAAAUAAUAAUCAAAAGUCGUCUCCAUCCGGACCAGUACUAUUACUAGGGAACUUCAGGAGGCUCGAUCAACAACAAAUUCUUGCUAGCAUUCCACCGAAGCAGGAAGUCGAUAGUCUGGUUUCUGUGUUCUUCAACACAUCGACUUUAUAUCUCGUUUGUAUUCAUGGACCAACAUUUCUCGAAGAGUAUGAUCGGUUCUGGAAAUGCCCCGAGAAAGCUUCCAUUAUGUGGGUUGGCUUACUCUUUUCAAUAUUGUGCAUGGCAUCCGCCUAUUCAAGAAGCUCUACGUCUCUCUCAGUUUUGCCAGGAGCGGCGGAAGCUGCAGAGCACGCCAGGAAAAGGAUACAGAUCUAUCGGGAGAGGGUAGUUCAGUGUCUAACACUAGCCGAUUAUACGAAAUGUGGACCCUACACAAUAGAGACGAUGAUUUGUUAUCUGUCGAUUGAAUACGCACAAGUCGCGGACAAUCAAACAGGACUGUGGCUUCUUUUAGGUACCAUCAUUCGACUAGCAGUGCGAAUGGGAUAUCAUCGAGAAGCCUCGACCUCAUCUUAUCUAUCGCCGUUUCAGGCAGAAAUGCGUCGUCGUAACUGGGCAGCUCUGUUUAUGCUCGAUUCAGCAGCGGCCGAUCAAUAUGGACUUCCACGCAUGGUGAACGAGGCGCUCGUGGAUGCGCGCCCACCAGCCAAUCUUUUAGACGAGGACCUCGGUCCGGAUAUGAAAACCUUACCUCGUUCGCGGCCAGAGCAUGAGACGACCCUCGUCGGGUUUCUGGCCAUCAAGAAUCGACUAUUAUCAACCCGAAACAUCAUCACCGAUCUCACAAGUUAUCCAAAUAAACCUGUUUCAUACAAGGAGAUUCUGAAACUAGACAAAAUUAUCAAGGAGCAAUUCCAAAAUAUCCCCGGUCCCCUCAAAAUGCGUCCUAUGAGCAAAUCGCUCACCGAUAGCAGUGGCGUGAUUGCAAAUCGAAUAUUCUUAGCGUUGGUCGGUUACAAAUCACGCUGUAUGCUUCAUCAACACUAUCUACUCCCAGCACGAACAGACGAUCGAUAUCGCUAUUCUCGCAAGGCAUGUAUCGAAUCAGCACUGGAACUACUGCGGAUCCAGGAAAGUAUCCGGGAAGAGUGCCAGAUUGGAAGACGUCUAUCUCACGAACACUGGAAAUUUGAAACAUCGGUCAAACAUGUUUUCUACCUGGCUUGCACCAUCCUGUGUGUUGACUUGAAUUAUGAUUUGUCCGAAGCGCCGAGUAGACGUCGACUUGGAAAGGAGACACUUCUCAAGAUUGUUAAGGCCUUGCAGGGUUGUUAUAAUAUAUGGGUGGAGUCGACUGAUGCUUCUCGUGAAUCGCAAAAGGCAGUGGCUAUGCUACGGUUUAUCCUAGAGAAGGCGCAGAGGUCUGGGAGACUCAACCAACUAUCGACGAAUACAGCCCGUUUUGACAGUGAUGGCAUAGCAAUCCCAACUCAUAUGACAGACCCUUCGCUGUUCAAUCAUGACUCUGGAUCCAUGUCUUGGGAGAAUCAUGACGUAGACAUGUCCCAAUUUGAUCUCGGUCAAUUCGAUGCCAUGCUCAACGGCAUGCAGGAGAACAGUCAAAUAAAUUUGAACAAUUGGGAUGUGGACGCUUCGGCGAUAAUGAAUCAACCAUUGAUGAACAGCCCGGACUGGUGGACGACGUUUGAUCCAUCUGUCAUGAACGGCUAA
Molecule: messenger RNA, 2196 nt
Organism: Talaromyces marneffei
Lineage: Eukaryota; Fungi; Ascomycota; Eurotiomycetes; Eurotiales; Trichocomaceae
Exons: 7
Coding region: 1-2196 (731 amino acids)
Biological process (GO): regulation of DNA-templated transcription; DNA-templated transcription
Cellular component (GO): nucleus
Molecular function (GO): zinc ion binding; DNA-binding transcription factor activity, RNA polymerase II-specific; DNA binding
Source: RefSeq, a predicted model, not a curated record